This is a messenger RNA of Zasmidium cellare ATCC 36951, 1590 nucleotides long. RefSeq lists its product as uncharacterized. The transcript has a single exon. Lineage: Eukaryota; Fungi; Ascomycota; Dothideomycetes; Mycosphaerellales; Mycosphaerellaceae. The record is from RefSeq and is a predicted model, not a curated record. The coding region runs from base 1 to 1590 and encodes 529 amino acids.
AUGUCUGCUGAGCCAUCGCCGCGCUCGGGCACGCCCGUCAACGCCAAUGGCAGUAUUGAGCCCUCUCCUCACUCCCAACUACCGACUAAUCCAGCCACCGCGACCAUUCUGCCAGACCGCUCCAUGGCCAACGCACCACUCGAGAACGCCUCGUCCAACAGCACCACCUCCGCCGCCAACGCAGCCUCCACUUUCGUGCCACCCUGGCGCCGUCCUACCAUUACCAUCGACGGGCAACGACCCUCCGAGCGCCGAGCAAGUGUUCAGUUCGUGCCUCACGCCAAAGACACCGGUUCUCGCAGCAGCAGCGCCAAACCUCCCACUCAACGCAAGACUUCGGUUCGCAACUCAAUGGGGCAACGGCGGAUGAGUAGCCCGCCACCACCACCUCAGUUUCGCCCGAGUGUGAGCUUCGACACCUUUGCCAACCCUGCGGCCAGUGACUUCAGCUUGACUCUCAAUCGGAAACACAGAGACUACGUCUAUACGAAGCGGAGCAGGACCUUCCUGUGCGGCACGGACACAAACGACUAUAGCGAUACGGCACUGGAGUGGUUGAUCGAUGAGCUAGUGGAUGAUGGUGACGAGGUGGUCUGCCUGAGGGUGGUCGAGAAGGACAGCAAAGAGGCGACAAAAUGGAGCGCUGGUCAAGGGGAGAAGGGUUACCGUAGAGAGGCGGCCAAAUUCAUGGAAGAGAUUCAGAAGAAGAACACUGACGAUCGUGCCAUCUCGCUGGUACUGGAGUUCAGUAUUGGCAAGGUCCAUGACACGAUCCAGCAAAUGAUAAGGAUAUAUGAGCCUGCGAUCCUGGUCGUUGGAACGCGAGGACGGAGUCUGACGGGCUACCAAGGUCUUCUGAGCUCUGGGAGUGUCAGUAAGUACUGCCUGCAAUAUUCACCGGUGCCGGUCAUCGUGGUGCGGCCGAGUAGCAAGCGAGAGGCGAAGAAGAAGAAACGCCUACAGGAUCCUUCUCGUGGCGGAUAUAGGGAUAUCCUAGAUAAGUCCGAGGAUGCUCCUAGAGGCAAGGGAGGGCACCUGCUUGAUGUCAACAACCGCAUGUCCAUCAUGUCUUCCAACCUUGGAGCUCUUGGGGAAAUGUCAAAGGCUGGUGAUGAAGACGACGAAGCAAGAAGGGUCGCAGAAGCUAUUGGCUACAGAAGUCGAAGCUCGGAAAACAUGCCCAACCACGCCCGUGGCAGCUCACUGUCGAGGAUCGCAUCUGCGCAAUCAGAUCGUAGCGGCCGCGAUGAUGUUCAAUCGCCACCUGGUCGACUACUUAAAUCUCCUGAACUUGGAGUCGUUGACUCGCCCCCUGGUUCGGACGAGGAAGACGAAGGGGAGGAUGAAGAUCUCGGCGCGCUUCAAGAGUCUAUCAGACCUGAAGACGAAGCUGCAAUGCUGGCCUACGAGCGUGCGCAGCAAGUGUACGAAGAGGAGCAAGAAGAGGCAGUGGCUAGGUCCCAACGCAGUGCCAGCCGUCAGGGCCAUCGGUCUGGGUCGAGAGGGAGGCAGAGGAACGACGACGAAGAGGGUGGCGGAGCGGCAGUUCUUGAUAUUUUCGAGAAGCUGAAUCGUGGUAUCAAGAGCUGA